This is a messenger RNA of Mytilus californianus (California mussel), 2939 nucleotides long. RefSeq names its product phenylalanine-4-hydroxylase-like. Gene Ontology annotation, biological process: L-tyrosine biosynthetic process; L-phenylalanine catabolic process. The transcript is spliced from 13 exons. Lineage: Eukaryota; Metazoa; Mollusca; Bivalvia; Mytilida; Mytilidae. Gene Ontology annotation, molecular function: phenylalanine 4-monooxygenase activity; iron ion binding. The record is from RefSeq and is a predicted model, not a curated record. Bases 96 to 1502 code for a protein of 468 amino acids.
UCCAUUUAAAGCAAUGUGAAGGUCGUGACUUAUACGGUUUUCGUCAACUGUAAAAGUAAAUACGGGCAGCAUAUUUGCAUCAAAUAAAUCUAGACAUGGACAAUGGAAUCAGUUCUAAGAUCGGUAAUGGUCCGACUCCCGAGAAACGACAGAAGAUUGAAAAUGGAACGGGAUCUGGGCAUUCAUCCGUACAGUAUCAUGGGUAUCUAGACGAAAAACAGGAUUUUGAUGGCAGCUUUAGUUUAAUUUUUACAUUGCCAGAGAAAGUCGGAGCGCUUUGUGGAGCAUUGCGAAUAUUCGAGAAACACAGUGUGAACUUACAUCAUAUAGAAUCUCGUCCCUCCAAACAAGACAAGGCGUUGUACGCAUUUUUCGUGUCAUGUGACAACAAAACCGGAGGACUCAAAGAAGCCAUACAAGAACUUAAGGAGAAAUCUACAACAUUUAGUAUUUUGUCCAGAGAUUCUGAUAAAGAUGCUAUUCCAUGGUUUCCACGAAAGAUUGUUGAGCUGGAUCGGUUUGCAAACCAGAUUUUAAGCUACGGAUCAGAAUUGGAUUCAGACCAUCCUGGAUUUACUGACAAAAUUUACAGAGCAAGACGAAAAGAGUUUGCAGACAUAGCAUUUAAUUACAAACAUGGUCAAGAAAUACCAAGGGUUACCUACACACCGGCCGAAAUCAAAACAUGGGGAACAAUCUUCCGAGAAUUAACAAAGCUAUACCCAACACAUGCUUGUCGUGAAUUUAACCACAUCUUCCCUCUGUUGUGUGAUAACUGUGGUUUUAAAGAAGACAAUCUACCGCAAUUACAAGAUAUUUCAAACUUUUUACAAGAUUGCACAGGGUUCAGAUUACGGCCUGUUGCUGGGUUACUUUCAUCACGUGAUUUCCUUGCUGGUCUUGCGUUCAGAGUAUUUCAUUCUACACAAUACAUCAGACAUGGAUCAAAACCAAUGUACACACCAGAACCAGAUAUAUGCCAUGAAGUCCUUGGACAUGUGCCUUUAUUUGCUGAUCCAUCAUUUGCACAGUUCUCACAAGAAAUUGGAUUGGCAAGUCUUGGUGCACCAGAUGAAUACAUUCAAAAAUUGGCUACGUGUUACUGGUUUACGGUUGAGUUUGGAUUAUGUCGACAAAACGGUGAAAUAAAAGCUUAUGGUGCUGGACUGUUGUCGUCGUUUGGUGAAUUACAGUACUGUGUAAGUGACAAGCCUGAAACAAGACCAUUUGAUCCAGCAAAGACAGCUGAACAACAGUAUCCUAUCACAGAGUUCCAACCAAUCUAUUAUGUAGCUGAUAGCUUUGAUUCGGCAAAGGAGAAAAUGAGGGCAUUUGCAUCGACCAUACCAAGACCGUUCAGUGUCAGAUACAACCCUUACACACUUUGCGUUGAGGUUAUUGACAGUAAAGAUCAGAUAAUCAAUCUUACAAAGACAAUCAAAGGUGAUUUAUCACUUUUGGAGGACGCCCUUUCAAAGUUGGGAAGCAACAAGAAAGAAUAGUUUGUUCUCUGUGACUCAUAUCAUGUGGCAGUAAACAUCUGACCACAGAUCAUACACAUGACAAGAAUUUGAUCUAUAUUGACAACAUAAAAUUCCCUUUUCUUCCGAAACAAUGUAUUGUUUUACAUUGAUCUACAACGGAAAAUAGCUAAUUUAAAAUAUGAUUUUUUUUUUAAAUAUAUGUUACUUUGUUGAUUUUGUUUUAUUUUUGUUUUAUUUUAAUUAUCAGACAUAACGAGAACUUUAACUGUUAUUUAUGUGUAACAUGUUUUACUUACUUUCAUAUGAUGUUACACUUAAAAAUUAUAUAAUUUUGUGAAUAGGCAAGAGUUUUGUCAAGAUAAGAAUUGAUGAUAUUGUUAGAUAAUGCUAUUACAUUUGUGUAUAAUACCUAGAAAUUUUAUUCCAUAAGUUUCAGUUACUGUGAAUUCAUUAGUAUUCGUUGGAUACCAAUUUUCGUUGGUUUCGUGGAAACAGAUGAACCACGAAUUUAAAUGUUCAACGAAUUACAAAUUUUCUUUAGGCUUUGUAUGCAGAGAUUGGCAAAACCACGAAAUCAAAUAUCCACGAAAAUGCAAGUUUUCCUCAAUCCACGAAAAUUGAUACCCACGAAAAUAAAUGAAUCCACAGUAGUCAUGAAAUUUCGCUCUCUCAUACCAGGUACAAUUGUUCUUUGAAAAUAACUGAUUAAAUAUGUUAAUAUAUUUUAAAGUGUGUCGACGUUGUGCUUUAUUUCAAUCUUUUUGAUUACAAGUAUAUGUAGACAGCAUUAAUUAAAUAUAAUGAUUUUGUUUACAACAUUGUUAUCUUCAAAUGUAUUUUUUAUAACGGAAUAGGGCAUAUUACACAAGAGAUUUUUAAAAGUGGGUGUUUUGGGCAUAAGGAAUACAGGAUUUGCUUUUGAAAUACAUAACUUGGUUCAAGUCAUCUAAUAAAAAUUUUGAUAUUAAUAAUUGUACACACAUUAUACAUGUUAUAUUAUAUGUAAAUGCGUGUGAUAUGACAGACUUUUGAGUUACUCCUUACAGUUACACCUUGCAGUUCAAAUUGAUAUUCGUUUAACUUAUUAUAAUCUGUUGUGGCACUUUUUAAUGCCAUUACAAAUUAUAUUGUUAUACAUGCUUUUACUUGUUUUAAUUUGCCAUAAUUUGAUUACAUUUUUAACUAUAAUUUUAUCCUUGCUAAUUGACAUUGAGAAGGAUAUUAUGAAUGCUGAAAACAUAAUUUGAAGAUUUAAAAUAGCUUAGGAUAUAGCUACAAGGACUUAUAAUCAGAUGGUUUGAAAAGAAAGAACACCUAAAUUAACCAGAACCAUUUGUGAAAGUAUGCGUGUAUAUUUGAUAGAAUAAUUUUCCUAAAACCACAAAUGUUACUAGAAAUUGUUAUUUUAUUCAUGUUUGAUGUGUUAUUUGUUGACAAUAAACAGGUGAUAUAUUU